ACAAAUAGGUUGAUUCGCAUCACUCGGCGGUCGCUAUAAGACUGAGGUCCAUAAAGAGGAAUAUGAUAAUAAAUAACUGCAUGGGAAGGAUGCUCCCUGAGAAGCCCAUAAAGAGAAAUAAAAUAUUAAAUAAUUAGGAAUCAUGGAUCUUGGCUCAUAAAAUAGGAUAAAAUAAUCAAUAACUAAAAAGGGUCUUUGGCCUGUAAAGAAAGAUAAAAUAAUAAAUGAAGGUUUCGGAAAGUCGAUCGGUAACUCGUCGAAUAGUUUCCGCCGUCGUUGUAUAGAUGGCGCAUCGAUCGAAUUUUAAAAAUUCUAGGCAGCCUUUUUAAAACACAAGUCUGUCAAGAAAUAAAAUUAACAGAAUCUAAAAUCUUGUUUCUUUAUCUAAUACAAAAAUACAUCCAUAACAUAGGAGAUAUUAAGAUUUCCAGGACCACCACAGUCUUCAAGACUAAAAGAUUCUCUAAAUAACUUUCCAAGCGUCUAAAUUAUAUAUUACCCUCUAUGAAUUCUACAUAUCGAUCAAAAACCAAUAAAUAAAAAGCAAGUAAUAAUAAUCCCAGCAGUUUAUCAACGAAGAACGCAAGCUUGUCGAAGAUAACUGAAGGUGGAUACCAGUUUCUCGUUGCCGAUCCUCGGAUCGUAGAACGGAACGAAUUGCGCCGGGUGUCGCAGCAGAGGAGAUCGAUCGAUCCUCCGCGUAGUCUGUUGGCCAUGAACGUGCGUGAUCACGAAGAAACCGCAGAGAUACCGAGUCGGGCAAAGGUUCGCUGAUCAACGCUUCAUCAUCCAAGUCAGUCGUUCCAGCGAGUUGCUGUCGAAAAGCACGAUCGGGCGAGUACCUUUCAGCUUUUCGAAGGAAGAGAGAGAGAGAGGGAGGAAAAAGGAUCGUCUCGAAGGAAGCGCCGGAACGCUCUGAGAGCGUACAGGAAGUACCUCGGGAGAGACGUAGUUGGCGCAUGCGCGGUCGAGUCUUCAUCCAGAUUGAAUUUAACCAUGGAGAAUGAGGGAUCUCCAUCCGUCAUCAUAAACGAGUCGCCGGAAGGUAUACGAGGGUGGAUAGAAUCGGUGAUAAUCACAGCAUCGCAAACCUCUGUGGGUCAAGCAUUGUUCAAACUCCUCGAUUCGUUUUUGUGGGUCGUCGAAAAAUCCGCGCAAUGGAGUUUACCGUCCCACGAAGUCGCAGCAGAAGAGAAUGGAAAGGUGUUUGGAAAAAUUGAACUGGUCAGACCAUUGCCAUGGGUCCUUUUUCUACCAGGAUUGGUCAUCCUUCGCAUCAUCAGGGUGGGAUUGAACGUGGGUGCCUUUGUACUGGGCUACCCAAAAAUACAACCAAGUGGAAUGGUAAAAUUUGUUCAGAAAGGCCGCAGACGAUUAAGAGCCUUUAAUUUGAAAGCAGUGAAGUCUGUCAGACGUACCACCAAGGACAAGAGAUUGACGAUGAUCGAGGCGAAGAAAGCCCUGAUCAGAUCUAUCAGACUGACUCUGUCGACGUUGUCUUGUCUGGACUCGUCUAACUCGUCGCCGUCGCCUCCACCCACCAAAAUUCAUGUAAGCAAGAUGGAACUUGAGCCGAUGGCUACUCCAGAUGAAAAAUCAACAACAGAGUCAGUCGGAAGUCCCAUAAACACAAAAAUCAAGCGGAAGUUCUCCGAGGUGAGUUCCGACAAUGAAAGUACUGAUGAAUCAGAAACUGAAACCCUGGAUACAAAACUCGAGAGACUCGCACUGGAAAGUAGCACGGAUGAUCCUGAUUUCAAUCCAGCCGAAUGCAGCUCGGAAUCAAGCUCGGCGAGUAGCGAGAACGAAGUGGAAAAGGAAAUGAGCUUAGAGGAAUUGGUGGAAGUUCAGGAAGAAGCUAAAGAAUUCUACAACAACGGCGAAGAGAAGCCUGUCAUAAUAUCUCUUGAAAAUCUGAAAAGGAAUUCGAGGAAAGAUGAGGAGUUGGGAGAAGAGGUGAAACACGUGGACAGUUCGGAAUCCAAGUUGGAAACGGUCAGCAGCAUAACAAACGAAUUCAUCAAUGGAGAAAUCAGUUCCACGAUUGAUACUCGAUUGACAGUUCUUGCAGAAGAAGUACUACCACCAGCAUCUGUACCAGCACCAAUACCAGCACCAGCAUCUGUACCAGCACCAGUACCAGCACCAGCACCGGAAGUCAUCGAGAAAGUGUCCCCCAAGAAAUCACCCCCGCAAAUUCCUGCAGCGUCUCAUUCACGAAAUUUCAUUGCAAAAGAAAAUUCGUCCACGAUUCCAGAAAGAAAAGGUUACAAGCACAAGAAACCAGGCCGAAGGGAAACCAAGUAGAGGACUCUCUAUGCUGGAACCGGAAAUAAGAGUCCUUACACGUCGAUUUUCACGAAACGAAUUUUCUUUGUUCUGCUUCUUAUUCAUCUUCUUUUUUUUUCUUUUUUUUUUAACGAACGUUGGCGAGAUUGUGAAGAAUCAAUUGAUAGAGGAACUCGUUAAUGAUUAUUUUUAUUAUCAUUUCUUUUUAUAUAUUCAGGAAAAAUAGUUUCGUAAUUUCGCGACGCGAUGACGGCACGUUUCUUCUUUCUUUUUCAUUCAUAGCGAUAAGAAAUUGAGAAAGAUGGUUAAUUAAAAAAUAUUUUACGAACAAUUGCUGCGAUUCGAUUGAACAAUUUUCUACGUGUGCGUGUUUAUGAACGAGUGUAUGUAUUAACGUAUUAUUAAUUUUUCUUUUGUAACAGAAAUAUGGUUAUUUAUUCAAUUCAUUUUUUCAUCGGUAUAAUAUUUGUUAAGGAAAGAAAUAUGUUCAAUUUCAGGAUGUAUCAUUUUUCUCUUUCUCUGAGACUUUUUUUCAAAUUUGCGAGUACGUCAGUGUAUAUACGAUUAAUCUUAAUAAACUUUUCGUAUGAAAAUA
Molecule: messenger RNA, 2884 nt
Organism: Osmia bicornis bicornis
Lineage: Eukaryota; Metazoa; Arthropoda; Insecta; Hymenoptera; Megachilidae
Product: actin cytoskeleton-regulatory complex protein sla1-like
Exons: 11
Coding region: 997-2307 (436 amino acids)
Source: RefSeq, a predicted model, not a curated record